Molecule: messenger RNA, 1609 nt
Organism: Bufo gargarizans (Asiatic toad)
Lineage: Eukaryota; Metazoa; Chordata; Amphibia; Anura; Bufonidae
Gene: BDH2
Product: 3-hydroxybutyrate dehydrogenase 2
Exons: 10
Coding region: 86-823 (245 amino acids)
Biological process (GO): siderophore biosynthetic process
Cellular component (GO): cytoplasm
Molecular function (GO): 3-hydroxybutyrate dehydrogenase activity
Source: RefSeq, a predicted model, not a curated record
GGGGGCUAGUUCCUGUGUGACACGUGACUGCUGACAGUUCAGAGGUCAGUCUGCUGACAGUCCGGGGGCCGAGUACUCAGGUAGAAUGGGUCGCUUAGAUGGAAAAGUAAUUUUGCUGUCAGCAGCAGCCCAGGGAAUUGGACAGGCCGCUGCCAUUGCAUUUGCUAAUGAAGGAGCAAAGGUUAUUGCAACGGACAUCAAUGAAGAGAAGUUGAAAGCUCUAGAGUCGUACAAAGGUAUUCAGACAAGAGUAUUAGAUGUCACGAAGAAGGAGCAGAUUGAACAGCUAUGCCAGGAGCUCGAUAGAAUUGAUGUUCUCUUCAAUGUGGCUGGCUUUGUUCACCAUGGAAGUAUAUUAGAUUGUGAGGAGAAGGACUGGGAUUUCACUAUGAAUCUCAAUGUACGAAGCAUGUAUCUCAUGAUCAAAACAUUCCUGCCAAAAAUGCUUGCUCAAAAAUCCGGAAAUAUUAUCAACAUGUCUUCUGUAGCCUCCAGUAUUAAAGGAGUAGUAAACAGAUGUGUAUAUAGCACUUCAAAGGCCGCAGUCAUUGGUCUGACAAAAUCUGUUGCUGCAGAUUUCAUUGAGCAAGGGAUUCGGUGUAACUGCAUAUGUCCAGGAACCGUGGAUACACCUUCUUUGAGAGAGAGGAUCCAAGCCAGACCAAACCCUGAACAGGCUUUAAAGGAUUUUCUUGCGAGACAAAAGACUGGAAGAAUGGCCACAGCAGAAGAAGUUGCCCAUCUGUGCGUAUACCUCGCUUCUGAUGAAUCCGCUUACGUUACUGGUAAUGCGCACAUCAUUGAUGGCGGCUGGAGUAUGUAAAUCGUGUCACAUGAAUUUGGUAACGGAUGAACCUCUUCACCAGAAAUCAGCAGAAAUAGAACAUAGUUUAAAUCUAAUGUAAAUGCACACACAACAAUUAUUUUUUUUUACCUGAAAAUGCUUAAACUUUCCUCAUAUCUGUACACAGGCUUAUAAAUAAUAGAUCCUUGGCGCCUUAACCUAUGCCCCGAUCAUAAAAAAACAAAACUCUUGCAUGUCCACUACCCCGUUCCUGGCUGCUUCCAGCCCCCACAGGACAAGGAAGUGACUUGGUCUCGUGACCACUGCAGCCAGGCAUAGGCCUCUGUGGCUUAAAUGGUACAACGCUGCUGUGUCAAAGCGAUCAAGUCAGUGUGUCCACUGAGGCCUGUUACUGGCCUUAGCAGUUGUGGGACCAAGCAGUUUCCUGGUCCUUCGGGGACUGUAAGCAGCCAGUAAUGCAGCAAUGGUGACACUACUGGCAGGUGGGUGGGGAUUUUAUAUUUAAGGGCACAGGUUAGAACCCAGAGGUUGUCGGCUUCAAGGCUGGAAAUCCCUUUUAAAGAAAUACAUAUCGGAAAUAAAUUGCGAUUUUUAUUUUGUGUGUGUAUAAAAAGACCUAAAUCUUUGACUUUGUGCCUUUGUAAUUUACAGAAUGAUUACUUCUAAUAUCUCAUUUAUAGUACAAGUUCCUAUGGGUGAUUACAUUUCACUUUGGUUAAACAAAAGUAGACCAAUGACAAAGUCCUAUCAUUUUACACGACCAUGUCGUUUAGUUGGAAGAAUAAAAAUGAUGAUUUUCUUGUC